AUGGCCCUCACUUCGAGAGGCAAGGAGAUGGUAUGCAUCGUGUCUGUGCUGGUUGGCCUCUCCUUUAUUGCAGUCGUACUGCGCGCAAUUGCUCGACUGAAGCGAAGAGUACGCUUUGGAGUCGACGACUACCUUUCCUUUGUGUCAAUAAUACUACUCCUGGGCAUGCUGAUCGAACUGGGGCUCUGGGUCACCAUUGGAGGUAACGGAGCCCAUCAGAACAGUCUGGGCAAUAGCACCAUGUUGAACUUCUACAAGAUCUUCCUUGCCAACCAAUUCACCUACUUCCUCCUCUGCCCCGCCAUCAAGAUCUCGAUUAUUUGUUUCUACCGCCGAGUCUUUACGACCAAGACCUUCCAAUGGACAACCCUCGGCAUCAACAUCCUCAUCGGGCUCUGGGGGGCCGCCAUCUUCCUCGCCUGCGCACUGCAGUGCCGGCCGCUGCGAGCGUUCUGGGACCACAGCGUGGCAGGCCAGUGUGUGGACGGGAUGACGCUGAUCAUCACGAACCAAGCGUUCAACGUGCUGAUGGACUUCGUGAUCCUAAUCCUGCCGAUCCCGAUGAUCUGGGGCCUACACCGCGCGUGGCAGGACAAGCUGGCGCUGAACGGCGUCUUCGCCCUGGGCGCCUUCGUCUGCUUCGCCAGCAUCUACCGCAUCGUCGUGCUCUUCUGGAUCGAUAACGCCGACACCACCUACACCGUCUACCAGGCCACCCUGUGGACCCACGUCGAGCCCUCCAUUGGCCUGAUCUGCUCCUGCCUCCCCAUCAUUCGCGGCCUGUUCCCGCGCUUCAAGGUCCCCAGCCACCGCCGCUACCGCUCCGCCCCCUACUACAUCCCCACCGACGUCAGCACCUCACAGUUCGUCGUCUCCGCUGGGCCCGCCAAGGGCCCCGGGGCCGGCGCCACGGCCGCCGCGCAUGAGUUCUACAAGAUGGACGAGGGGCUCGGGUCGCGUUCUACGUCCACGGACGACAGGGAUGCCUCGUCGUUCUUCGCGCACAGUCACAGCCCCAUGGAUAUCACCGUGCGCACGGAUAUCAAGAUUAGCGAGGAUAGUUCGAAGUCUCAUGUGUGA
Molecule: messenger RNA, 1080 nt
Organism: Aspergillus homomorphus CBS 101889
Lineage: Eukaryota; Fungi; Ascomycota; Eurotiomycetes; Eurotiales; Aspergillaceae
Exons: 3
Coding region: 1-1080 (359 amino acids)
Source: RefSeq, a predicted model, not a curated record